This is a messenger RNA of Cydia strobilella, 2437 nucleotides long. Its product is annotated as 15-hydroxyprostaglandin dehydrogenase [NAD(+)]-like. Bases 102 to 1898 code for a protein of 598 amino acids. Gene Ontology annotation, molecular function: odorant binding; olfactory receptor activity; oxidoreductase activity, acting on the CH-OH group of donors, NAD or NADP as acceptor. The record is from RefSeq and is a predicted model, not a curated record. Gene Ontology annotation, cellular component: cytoplasm; membrane. Gene Ontology annotation, biological process: sensory perception of smell. Lineage: Eukaryota; Metazoa; Arthropoda; Insecta; Lepidoptera; Tortricidae. The transcript is spliced from 8 exons.
AGUAAAAGUCAAAUUAAAACUUUCACUAGGUAACUAAAAUGGCAAGAAAAUAUGUAUUCAACUUGAAUUGAUUUCAUUUUACAAGUUAUAAGGCUUUCAAGAUGUUUGGUUCACUUUUAGAGCUGACCGAUGACUUCUUUGCUUACAAUUUAAAAUAUUUGUUUCUUGUCGGAUUAUGGCCGGACGAUCCUUGGGCCAAAGCGCACCCAACUCUGUACAAAAUGUACGAGUAUACUACGCACGUACUGGCAAUUAUUUACAUGAUUUCUAGUGGCAUCGGGACCUAUCAAAUAAAGGAUGACGUUGUUCUGUUCAUGACCAAUUUAGACAAGUGUCUGGUAGCAUACAAUUUUGUCGCAAAAGUGGUUAUUUUCGUUUUCAAACGCAGGCAGGUUGAGAUUCUGAUUUCCCAGAUUAUUAAUUCAGGCGAUCAGAUAACCGAAGAACGUAAAAAGAUGACGUUGAUGAUGAUCAUAAUUGUAACUGGAUUGAGUACAUCUGUAGUAGGUGCGUUUAGUGCUUUAGCUUUGUAUCACAACGAAAUGCCUGUAGAGGCUUGGAUGCCUUUCGAUCCGAUGGAAAGCAAGAUGAAUUUGCUGACGGCAACUCAACUGGCGGCCAUUACCAUUGUGGUGCCGGUGAUUUGGCGAGGUAUAUCUAUGCAAGGGAUAGUCUGUAGCUUGAUAAUGUACUUGUGCGACCAACUAGUCGAAUUGCAAGAUAGGAUCAGGUCGCUGGAAUUUACUUCUAUGACUGAAAGAGCUGUGAGAGAGGAAUUUAAAGAUAUUAUAAAAAAACAUGUUCGGCUGAUGGGGUACACUCAAAAUAUGAAUAAAAUUUUCGAAGAGUAUUUCUUGAUCCAGAACUUAGCGGUCACUUUAGAAUUGUGUCUCAAUGCUCUGAUGGCCACAAUGGUUGGAUUCGAGCAAAAAACUCUGUUGGCUACUUUCUUUGUCUUUUUGUGUAUCGCUUUGAUGAAUGCAUACAUUUAUUGCUAUUUGGGUAAUGAGAUGAUUAUUCAGAGUGAGAAUCUUGCAUUGGCGGCAUACGAAUCUUCGUGGAUAUCAUGGCCAUUGGACCUGCAGAAAGAUUUGUUGAUCCUCCUGAGAGUAGCCCAGAAACCGCUUUAUUUGAGUGCUGGAGGCAUGGUCGCCAUGUCUAUACAGACUUACAGUCAGCACGUCGCCAUUCUGGACAUCGAUGGGACUAGAGGGACUGCGUUCCAAAACGAGUUGAACGCUGAAUAUGGCGCCAAUAAGAGCAAGUUCUACCAGUGCGAUGUCACGAACGACGAUCAGCUGUUCGCGGCGUUUCAGUCCGUCGUAGCGGGCCAUGGGGGCCUCGACCUGGUAGUCAACAAUGCUGGCAUCAUGAACGAUGCCCCGCACGUGUAUAAGAAAGAAAUCUCGAUUAACGUGACUGCUCUGAUCACCAGCACCUUGAAAGCCCUAGAGCUGAUGCGCACAGAUGAAGGCGGUAAAGGAGGCACCGUCAUAAACAUAGCUUCUGUCGCCGGCCUUUGCCAGUUUUCCGUCAUGCCCAUUUACUGGGCCACCAAGGCGGCUGUUAUCCAGUUCAGCAACUGUAUCGGUAAAGAGGACUAUUACAAGAAGACUGGCGUCCGCGUCCUGGUAAUGUGUUUUGGAGCCACCAACACCAGUCUCAUCAGCGGUCAGAAGCUGGGAUCGCUCGACAAGAACGUGGCCGGCGAAAACAUCUCCAGCUUUUUUUAUGAAGCCCAUCAUGUACAACGGAUGGAAUCAGCAGCCCAGGGUGUGAUCGAUGCGUACAAGAAAGGCUCCAGUGGCAGCACCUGGAUCGCAACCCGGGACCUCCCCGCCAAGGACAUUACUGACAACGUCAAUAGGGCAUACGAGAUCUUGGGCGAACAUAUUUGACCGCAUGUAGAACAGUGAGCUGCAAAUUUGCAUGGACACAUUAUGAAUGGAAUUCAUUCAUAAAGUGGCCACAUGUAGAUAGGCAACGAAAUUCAGUGAGGUUUGUUAAUUCUCUUUGCUUAGUUAAAUGAAGUGUAAAAACCGGGAAAGUUGAAAGCAACGCACGGAGGUUACAGGGUUUUAUAUUAGUUAUUGAAUUUAUCUUAAUACAUAUGUACAUAGUUUUAGAUAUUUUUUAUUAUUAUAUAGCCUUUUGUUCUAAACAUGUUUGAUUUUGUGAUAGUAAAUUAGUUUUGAUUGUUUAUAUGAAGUCUUUUAGUUCAGUGUGCCUGUCGGCAAAGGCCUCCUCCAACUCCUUCCAGUAUUUCCUCUCUCUUGCCACCCUUGUCCAGAGUGGUCCCAUGCACUGUACGUAUAAUUUCGUCUUCCCAUCGUGUUAAUUGAGGGCCUUACGAUCUUGACCCAUCGGUAUAGGGUGCCACAUUAAAUAAAUAAAAACGUAGGUAUAUAUAUAUAUAUAUAACACUUUAAACUCUCGC